UUUCGAGGUCUUCUUGGAUUAAGAACUGGCUUCCCUGUUUUCUUUUUUAAGAUAUACAAGACAAAAAUGUUGGCCUGCAUCAUUUUUAUAACCUCAUUCAUUGUUUCUGCUGGUUCUCAAAACCUUUCGCCCUUCAAGGCAUCACUGAACGGAUCUUGUGGCACUUUGUGCACUUGCAAGGAAAAAGACAACAUUUUAUAUUUAAGCUGUGAGGAAAGAAAUAUUACCAAAAUAACUCAGAUCCAGCUGCCAUCAGCCUUACCUUUCCACCUUAGCCUGUACAAAAAUGAGUUAGUGGAGCUGCGGGCAGAGGACUUGGAAUAUUUCAAGAAUGCCAUAUCCCUUCAUCUUGGAGCUAACAGCAUACAAGAGCUGCAACCUGGAGUUUUCAGUGCACUAGGCUCUCUUAAGAAGCUGCACAUUAACAGCAAUUUUCUAGUUACUUUAAAAGAGGACACCUUUCAAGGCUUGAUAAAUCUCGAGUACCUACAAGCCGACACAAAUUUCAUCCGCCUGAUUGAACCCGGGGCAUUCAACAAGCUCGUCCGCCUCAAAGUGCUGAUACUGAAUGACAACUCCAUUGAGUUCCUUCCCGGAAACAUUUUCCGGUUCAUGCCAUUGACCCACCUGGAUCUGCGUGGAAACCAACUGCAGUCGCUGCCUUACAUGGGCUUCCUUGAGCACCUUGGUCGAAUCAUGGAGUUUUUGUUGGAAGACAAUAACUGGGUCUGUGACUGUGAUAUCCUGCCUCUGAAAAUCUGGAUUGAGAACCUGCAGGGGCAGUCUACUGUUGAUGAUGUGGUUUGCAGCAGUCCUCCCCAUCUCAAAGGCAGCCUUCUGAGCAAGGUGAAGCAAGGUGUGCUGUGCCCCUCUCACUCUGACUUAGAUUUAGGAGAUCCUUCAUUGCUGGUGACUGAAGUUGAGCAGGUUCCAAAAAUGAUGGAUGCAAAAGAUGAUGCAAAGAUCUCAUCACCAGAGCAUAAGACAGUGAUGUUCUGCAGUGACCGAUGCUCUUGUCACAACCAUCCAACAGCAGGUUUUCUAGUCCAUUGCCAGGACAGAGGGAUUAGAAAAAUUUCUGACCUGGGACUGUUUCAGCAAAGCCCCACGAAGCUUGUAUUGACAGGAAAUAUGAUUCAGAGGCUUCUUCACUAUGAUUUUGUUGAUUUUGAAAGCUUGAAAUUAUUGAAUUUGGCAAACAACCAAAUUGAUCAUAUUGAUAAUGAAGCAUUCCUCAAUUUAGGACAUUUGAAAAAGCUCCAUUUGAAUGCCAACAGACUUGAUAAGUUAUCCCCUGGAAUGUUUACAGGCCUCCAUAAUGUGGAGUAUAUGUAUUUGGAAUAUAAUGUCAUCAAAGCCAUUCUCCCUGGAACAUUUAACACUACGCCAAAUCUGAAGCUCCUAUAUUUAAAUAACAAUCUUCUUCAAACACUACCGUCACAGAUAUUUAACAAUGUGCCUCUGGCCCGACUGAAUCUCAGGAAAAAUAUGUUCAUGCAUCUUCCUGUGAGCAGUAUGCUAGACCAUCUUAAUUCUCUGGAGCAGAUUUAUUUGGAAGACAACCCCUGGGACUGCAGUUGUGACUUAGUUGCUCUUAAACAGUGGGUUGAAAAACAUGGAAAGAAUGCAGUGGUGGGGACCAUUUUGUGCCAUACACCUAGUAAAAUUGCCAAAAUGGAGCUGAGGACCUUAAGACUUGAAGCAAUGUGCUCCGGCUUGGUGACAUUCCAUUCCAUGUCUACUAACAAGAAUGGUCAAAGUACGGCAACCACAGCCCUCCCCACAAGCGACACGGAAGGAUUUUUCCAUUUCCUCACAGAUACCAUCCCUCUCUCGGUUCUGAUCCUCAGCUUGUUGAUCAUUUUUCUUGCGAUCAUUUUCUGUGCCGCUGGAAUGGCCGUUUUUGUCCUGCACCGUCGAAGGGGGUCAAAGAAGAAACAAGCCGAUGAUCAAGCAAGGGAGGGCAGUCCCUUACACCUGCAGUACAAUGCUACUGCUCUGCAGGUGGCUCAGAGGCCGAAGAGUGAUACUUGUAAUGAGCCUACGCAGAGCCCUGUGAUACAGAUGUGCCGAAAUCCAGCCUGUUGUGCUCACUGUAAAGAACACGAGCUGGAGGAACUGAAUCUCACCGAAACGAAGCACGUUUGCAGAAGCAUCCUGGAGAAGGAGAACAUCUCACCCCUUAGUGGACUGAAUCUGAAAUUUAGAGCCGUGACGGAGUAUCCGUCAGAUUUUGUCACUCUUGGGGACACAGGUGCCUUGUACCGAAACAUCCUGGAGCGGGAAAAGGAGCUCCAGCAGUUGGGCAUCACAGAGUAUCUCAGGAAGAACAUCUCCCAGCUGCCACCGUCUGUGGAGAUCCAGAGUCAGGGAAGACAUGAAGAAAUGAGAUUGAUGGAAGCAAUUCUGUACACCAGACCACGGAGGGUCAUGGUUGAAGAAACCAAAAAUGAGUAUUUUGAACUUAAAGCCAACUCGCACACAGACCAUGACUAUCUAGAGGUACUAGAGCAUCCGUCUAAUAUGAACUGAUUUGGUAUUUAUUAACUGAAAAGGUAUUUACUGCAUUAAUACUUAAGUGCCUUUGUAAUUCUUUCAUUACAUUAUAGUACAUUUAAUUAGCAAACUCUGUUUCAAAAACAGUGUCCCUUCUGGGAAACUGCCACUUCAGUGCAUUUGUGCACAUGCCUACAUGCGUGCACACACACACACACACACACACGCACACAGUCCUCACAAAGUACUCACAGAAAACUACAUUG
This is a messenger RNA of Megalops cyprinoides (Indo-Pacific tarpon), 2762 nucleotides long. RefSeq names its product SLIT and NTRK-like protein 6. Gene Ontology annotation, cellular component: membrane. Gene Ontology annotation, molecular function: protein binding. Bases 67 to 2532 code for a protein of 821 amino acids. NCBI's taxonomy places the organism in Eukaryota, Metazoa, Chordata, Actinopteri, Elopiformes, Megalopidae. The record is from RefSeq and is a predicted model, not a curated record. Gene Ontology annotation, biological process: axonogenesis; regulation of presynapse assembly; positive regulation of synapse assembly. The transcript is spliced from 2 exons.